AUGUUAAGAUUAACACAAAAAUUAAUUAGUUAAAAUUAAAAAAUUUAUAAUAAAGCUCCAAUACUUUGCAAUGUGGUAUAAUUCAAUUAUGCUCCUUAAAAAGUGUUCCCAAGAGAUGAAAAACAUGGUUAUUUUGCAAAUCCAGAUGAUAUAUCAAGAAGACUUGUAAAAUUAAUUGCAUUACAUGAUAGAGUCAAAAAUCCACAUGAAAUUACUUUAUAAUCUACAUGGGAAUCUGUCGGAGUUGAUCCUUUGACUUUUGUAGAAAUUAUGGUCGAAGCAGAAAGAGAAUUUUGCAUUGAAAUUGCGGAUGAAGAAUUAGAAAGAAUGAGAACUAUAGAAGAUGCAGUUGAGCAUAUUUCAAGAAACUUUUUCACUGUAUGA
Molecule: messenger RNA, 384 nt
Organism: Ichthyophthirius multifiliis
Lineage: Eukaryota; Ciliophora; Oligohymenophorea; Hymenostomatida
Product: mitochondrial type II fatty acid synthase component, putative
Exons: 1
Biological process (GO): fatty acid biosynthetic process
Cellular component (GO): mitochondrion
Molecular function (GO): acyl binding; acyl carrier activity
Source: RefSeq, a predicted model, not a curated record